AUACGUCCGAUCGGUUUCGCUUAUGUUCGCGCCAAUAAUAGUAGCUUACGCCGGCCAUCGGUACAUCAGUCGUAGAAGCGAUGCUUAAAGCGUAGCACAAUGAAACCACGCGGGAAAGUGAGUUCGAUUGGUUCGGUGGUGUUGUUGGUUUGCUUGAUAGGCGGUUUGCUACCGGGACACGUUGCCGGACAGUUGUCCGUGUUGAACCAGAUACCUUACGGACUGUUGGAUCAUCUGAAGCGCGUUCCGCAGCUAUGGAACGCCACGAGCUCCAGCGAGCAAGAGUGUUUGAAUCAGUUGGGCGUGUUCGGGGCGUCCUUCGAUAGCGGUGAAGUGUGGGCACUGAGCAUGUUCGAUUCGUGGGGUAAGCAUCCAUCCGGUAUCCUGUUCGGGAACGUGUUCGCCUUCGGUAACUUUGACCAGUGCCGUCGAUUGCAACACCAGAGCGCCCUGACGAAGGUGCGUGGCCAACAUUGUACGCUGUAUGUGGACCUGAGUUGGGCCGGUGUACCGGCCCCAGCACCGUUGCAGUAUGGAGUAUGUGUCCCGGAUACCUGCGAGCCCUUGCUGGUGGCUCAGCUGACCAACGCCUACUUUGCUGCCAACCAGAUGCUGGUUGUCAAUGGACCGCUGCUCGAUAUGUUCUGUUAUCGUGAUACCGAUGAGUCCUUUCCAGCGGUCACAAUUGUGGCAAUUGUAUUAUUCUCCAUCUACGGUGCCAUACUAUUGUUAGCAACGAUCGUCGAGAUACUCUUCAUUCACAACAAACAGGAGGUUCCAAGUUAUGUGAAGCGGUUCUCUGCUUACACGAACCUGGGCCACGUGUUUCGCAUUGUACCCCGAGCGGAAGGCAAGGAUGGUGUGCUGGAGUGCGUCAAUGGGAUUCGUGCUCUGUCGAUGCUGUGGAUCAUCGUGAACCAUGUCCAUGAUACGGCGUACGGGAUUCCAACGUUCAACAUUCCCGUAAGACAAGAGUACGCAGAAAGCUACUUUGGCGUACUUUUCCAUCGGUUGGGAGGUAAAGCGGUCGACAUCUUUCUCAUGCUCAGCGGCAUGCUGGUAUCCAUGAAGAUGCUACGCGAGCUGGAACGAUCGAGGAAACUGAAUGUGCUGGAGCUGUGGCUGCAUCGUAUCAUUCGCUUAACGCCCGCCUAUGCCGCCCUGAUCCUAUUCGGCAUUGCUUUCGUGGAGCAGGUCGGUGAAGGGACACUGUAUAAGCUGGUGGCUGAUGAGCUGAUAACGGCUUGUACCAAGAGCUGGUGGGCGGCACUACUGUACGUGCAGAACUACACGCACUACACGUCGAUGUGCUUCGUACAUACUUGGUAUCUGGCGGUGGACAUGCAGCUCUACCUACUGUCGCCUCUGCUCAUAUAUCCGCUUUGGCGUUAUGGUAAACGGUUCGUCCCCGCGAUAGUCGUGCUCGCUCUACUCUCAAUCAGCUGCGUUUUCGCGACGUUCAUGGUGAACGAGUAUCGGCUGAAUCGGUCGGCUCCUCGGGGCGAUGGGCUGAUGCCACGCAAAACCUACCAUCCAACGCAUGCCCGUAUGAGCGUCUGGUUGUUUGGGGUUCUGUUCGGUUACCUGCUCCAUCGUACACGUGGUGCGCGCGUGAAGUUGCCGAUGGUUGCAUUAGCCGCCGGAUGGCUUGUCACCAUUGCGAUCCUCGUAGUUACUGGGUACUCGCUGAAGCAGCUUUACGUAGGUGACUACACGACUAUCGCUCCAGUUGCCGAUGCAUUCUACGAGUCGCUGCACCGCAGCUUAUGGGCCUUCGUCGUCAUGUGGGUCAUCUUCGUGUGCAUUAAUGAACAGGGGGGCAUCGUUGAUCGCUUCCUAGGCAAUCCAUUGUGGCAGCCGCUCUCUCGGCUUUCGUAUUCCAUGUACCUCGUGCACAUUGCCAUCCAGGCGAUCACGUUGACGCAGGUACUGCGGUUUCCGGUCGAGUUCUCCGUUGUUAACCUCUUCUACACCGCCUUCGGAUUGAUCGGCAUCAGCACGGUCGUCGGAAUCGUGUGGUGCAUCGCGUUCGAGUAUCCCUUCUUCGGACUAGAGAAGUAUGUCUUCCGAAAGAAAGACCCCAAAUCGACCGAUUGAUGUAAAACGUCAAAUGUAACUUCAAAUUGUAUUUUUGUU
This is a messenger RNA of Anopheles darlingi, 2136 nucleotides long. RefSeq names its product O-acyltransferase like protein-like. The transcript has 3 exons. The coding region runs from base 100 to 2097 and encodes 665 amino acids. Gene Ontology annotation, molecular function: acyltransferase activity, transferring groups other than amino-acyl groups. The record is from RefSeq and is a predicted model, not a curated record. NCBI's taxonomy places the organism in Eukaryota, Metazoa, Arthropoda, Insecta, Diptera, Culicidae.